AUGGCAAUGGUAAUAGAUGAUCGGUUAAAGGUCUGGGAAGACAUUGAUCAACCUCGAGUUCAUGUAGUUCCUGCAUUUACUCCUUAUUAUGCUCCUCAAGCAGAGAUUAUUUAUGAUUGCAUUGUGACAUGUUAUGUUUAUAGAGAAUUUGAUGAGAUCUUAAUACGAAGAAUGUCUGAUGUCUUUUAUGAAGACGAGGUGAAAAGCUUACCUCCUACACCUGAUGUGAGCAACUACAUGAUGACAGAGGAUAGUGGUUUCGUACCCAAUGGCAAUAGCAAUGCUCCCUUUGGUGAAGGAAUAAGUGGCAUUGAAGCUGAACGGAGAUUGCAGCAGUCAGAUGACAGGAAUGUUAUGGACUCGGUCACUCAUUCUAUAACAAACAGUACUGAAUUGAGAUCUGAAAUAUCCCAACCUCCUGUGGCAAUAAUUCCGAAUGUUGUUGGGCCGACCUUAUCAGCAACACUCUUGCCUUCUCAGAAGCCUAGUUUACUUGGUGCUCCUAUUAGACGAGAUUUAAGGAAUCAAAAUUCAGGUCAACCCCCUCUUCUUUCUAGAGUAGCUGCAGCAAUGCCAUCACCCUCUCUACAGACACAGGGAGGCUGGUUGGUGGAAGAAGAUAUUGGCAGAGCACAAUCAAAUAAUCGACCUUCAGCAAUAACUCAAGAAUUGGAUUCUUUAAAAUCUGAUAAGCUGAGAGGACAGCAUAAUCCAUUUGCUUAUGGUGCGUCAGCCUCUGCUCCAUCUGCUUUACUCUCACAUGCUUCAGAAUUGAAGGGUGAAGAGGCUGUUGCUGGACAUGACAUGCAUAAACAGAGUCUUCCUGCUGGAGAGGUUGGCAUGUCUCAGAAUCAUGUGUCCUCUAAUAGCAGCGAGUUUCAAGCUGAAGCUGGGAAAUUCAACCUGCUACCAUCACACUUGUCUAUUGGAGUGCUGCAAGAAAUUGGACGGAGAUGCAGAUCCAAGGUGGAGUUCAAGUCUGUUGUAAGCACCAGUAAGGAUUUGCAAUUCUCUGUUGAGGUUUUGUUCACUGGUGAGAAGAUAGGUGUUGGAAUGGGUAAAACAAGGAAGGAUGCACAGCAGCAAGCAGCUGAGAAUGCCCUUCGCAGCUUGGCAGAAAAAUACGUAGCAUAUGUUUCACCCCAUUCUGGUGCUGUUGGUCACGAUUUUGAUAAGCUUUCUAUUGGGAACGAGAAUGGAUUUGUAUGGGACAGUACAAAUCCUGGAUCAAGUGAUGUGGUACGAGAAGAUGGGUUAGCUAACGAACGUCCUCCCGAGGUUGCUGAUGCUGAACUCGGGAUUACAUCCAAUAUGGUACAUAAUCAACAGCAGAAGCGUGCCAACUCCCCCAGGUAA
Molecule: messenger RNA, 1356 nt
Organism: Dovyalis caffra
Lineage: Eukaryota; Viridiplantae; Streptophyta; Magnoliopsida; Malpighiales; Salicaceae
Source: the annotation of a GenBank genome assembly